AUCUUGAAAACUUGUUGGAUUUCGGUGGGAACUAAAGAUGCCCUUCCUUUCUCCAGUGUGCCAGUGCGCCGUCGGUUCGAGCGGUUUGGAUGUUUUGGAAGGAUGGUGGCAGCCGGAGCAGCAGCGGCCGGGAUCAGAACGGCGUCGGUCCCUUCGGCCAAGUGCGCGGCCUCAUAGUCGGUGAUUCAGGGUGUUGCGAGAUCGAAUCGAUCAGCCGACGAGGCGAUGGCUAGCUCGCCGUCGAGGCUCUGUUCCGAUGAGGAGCUGCAGAAAGCAAGGGUGGAUCUGGAUGAAUUCAUCGCCGAUGAAGACGAGUUCGAGUGUCUAAGCGGUGACGAAGAUGAAGAGGGCAAUAAAGAGGAGGGGAAGGAGACACCGAGACAGAAGAAUAAGAAGAAGAAGAAGGUGGUGGUGCCGAUGGAGACGGUGCAGACGUUCCUCAACUACAAGUGCAGCAUUCCAGUCCGCGAGCACGAAAGCGAGCAUUCUGGGGACAUCGGGACCUUGUCCAGGGUAAGUAAUGUCUUUACCAGGCAUUUUUUGGACAGAAUAAGCGCCCUCCAAGACAAACUGAGGCAUGAGGUGGAGGCCAAAGGCUAUGCCGAAUACGAGGCCACUGAUGACGACGACGAGGAGGAGGAGGAGGAAGUGCAGGAGGAGAAGCACGAAGACACACCACCAGCCAGCAGCACCAAUGCUGCAAUGCACCAUACUGGGGCUUGAUGCUGUCGGGGAUGGCUGCCUGAAGCUAAAUAAAAUUUUUUAAUAUAUUUGUUUUUUUAUUUCGGGGGUUUUUCGAGAUAUAGUUGUUAUCUUUUUUCCCCCAAAGUUUCAACACUUAUUAGACAACAAUAAUUUAGUUGUCUUUUCUUCACGAUUCCAA
Sorghum bicolor (sorghum) is the source of this 883-nucleotide messenger RNA. RefSeq lists its product as uncharacterized. The coding region runs from base 226 to 723 and encodes 165 amino acids. The transcript has 2 exons. Lineage: Eukaryota; Viridiplantae; Streptophyta; Magnoliopsida; Poales; Poaceae. The record is from RefSeq and is a predicted model, not a curated record.